This is a messenger RNA of Mollisia scopiformis, 1395 nucleotides long. RefSeq lists its product as uncharacterized. Lineage: Eukaryota; Fungi; Ascomycota; Leotiomycetes; Helotiales; Mollisiaceae. The transcript has 4 exons. The coding region runs from base 1 to 1395 and encodes 464 amino acids. The record is from RefSeq and is a predicted model, not a curated record.
AUGAGAUCUAUCUACGCCGCUUCUCGGUCCACCACGGUAUUUCUGGGAGAAGCAACAGCAGGCUCAGAUGCCUUACUUCAAGCUAUUGAAUCGUCAAGUCCAAGCAUCUUGACAGCUACAACAAAAGCAGCUGUGGUCAAUAGUCUCGUUUCAAAUUCUGGAAUGCGAAAACAUGAAUUGAUAGAACAAGCCUUCAAGAUUCUUUGGCGCCCGUACUGGGUCCGAAUCUGGAUAUUCCAAGAGAUAGUUGUCUCUCCCAAUCCUUGGAUCCAAUGUGGCAACAUGAAAGUCCCCUGGGACACAUUCUGUCAAGCCAUCAUCGCCCUCCUCGCACCUGAGCCUAAAGCCAUCUUUGGAAGCGGGUACGGAAAUGAAGCACGACAGAGACUAGAAGAUAUGUAUUGGGAAAGAAGAGCAUAUAGACUUAGUCAAGGGAUUUCUGAGCCAUUACCGAGGUGGGAUAUGAGUGGAGGGAGGGAGUUUGAGGGCAGAAUGGGACUUUUGGAUUUGCUGGUUGGUAAGAGAGGAUUAGAGGCUAGUGAUGGGAGGGAUAUGGUGUUUGCUAUUUCUGGGAUUGCAAGGAAGCCGAAGAAAUGGGAGGAUUUGAGUAUCACGUACGAAAAAUCUCCAGCGAGAGUAUACAUGGAUACAGUGAAAUAUCUUCUGGACCACAACAAAACAUACGAAGUCCUCAGCCACGCAGGACAAUCUCAAGACCCUUCACGACAGCAUUUGUCCAAAAUCCCAUCUUGGGCACCAGAUUGGCGAGUCCGAAGCGAAUACAAGCAUAAGAUUGUCGAUAGAAAACCCGGUACUAACUUACUACGGUGGAUCCCUCCCUCUCCAACCUCAUCAAGCUCAAAACCACAAUACGCCUACCUCCCCUCGCACUCCAUUCUAGCCUGCCUAGGAACCACCUACUCAGCAAUCCAAUCCAUCAGCCCCGACACCUCCUCCAUCAAGCCCUCACCAGGAAGUACGUCUCCCUCUCCCUCCCUAUUCCCUUCUAAAAUCACGAACCUCAUCUCUCGCUCUCACCCUUUAGUUUACAAACGGCGGUUAGCGAGGACCUCGACGGAAGUGUGGGCUUUGGUUCCGUUUGAUGCUGAGGUGGGUGAUUUAAUUGUUGUUUUUAGGGGUGGAGGUGUGUUUGUUUUGAGGAGGAAGGGGAAGGAGGAGUGGAAAAAAGGAGUUGGGUGGCGGGAAUGGAUGUUUGGAGCUAGGAGAGAGGAUGUUGUGGAAGAGAUUAGAAUGGCGAUUGGUGCUGCUGGGAGGGGAAAGGUCAUUGAGCAUUGUAGGUUUGUGGGAGAGUGUUUUGUUGAUGGAUUGAUGCAUAAGUUCUCUCAUGUGGAUGAGGCUCAAGGGACGAAUGAAGUCAUCUUUGCUAUGCAUUGA